Messenger RNA from Mizuhopecten yessoensis (Yesso scallop), 3736 nucleotides. Its product is annotated as innexin unc-7-like. Bases 284 to 1486 code for a protein of 400 amino acids. The record is from RefSeq and is a predicted model, not a curated record. The transcript has 2 exons. Lineage: Eukaryota; Metazoa; Mollusca; Bivalvia; Pectinida; Pectinidae.
UUUCACAAGUGAAAGGUUUUACGUGUGUGCUUACCUGUGGCAGUUAACACAUCACUGCAUCAGUCUAUAUAUCUAUAUAUACCUGGCCCUUCCUGACCCGUAGAGCGGCACGACACAUACCUGUACUUACCUGUACUUACCUAUGUGUUUACUUUGCCUGCAUUUGAAGUCGAGGUAGAUCACAGGUACACAAGUGUGCGUGGGACUCAACUAAGAUGGCGGACAGAGUUUGACAGGGAUGUAAAGUUCUAGAAAUUGAAAUCAGUCGGCAACAACAUUCAACAUGGGAUUUCUCGAAGACGUCAGCAAACAAGGCUCUUCUGUCAUCAGGACCACCCUUAGCGACGACACAUCGAUACACGUUCUGAACCGGAAGUUCUGUGUUGUCUCCCUUAUCAUACUUGCGCUGUUAGUGUGCGCAAAACAGUAUGUCGGAGAACCAAUUCAGUGUUGGUGCCCCGCCGAAUUCGCUAAAUUUCACGUGUCUUACGCCAACAGUUACUGCUGGAUCAAGAACACAUAUAGCGUCCCAUUCGACGAAAUACUUCCGGUAGAAGAUGUCGAAAGAGAAGAUACUGAAAUAGAGUACUAUCAAUGGGUGCCGCUCAUCUUCGUUUUUAUGGCCUUCCUGUUUUACUUACCAAAAAUAUUCUGGAAGGGAUUUUACCCUAAAUCUGGCAUCAACAUCAAGAAGACCCUAAACCUCGCCAGCGAUGCAACAUAUCUGGGGCCAGUGAAACGGGCUGAGAGGAUGGUCGACAUAGCGUCCUACAUUGAUAAAUGGAUCGAGAUCAGAGACGGGAGGACUUCCGCCUACCAGCGCAUGCAAGCGUUCAAGGAGACUUUAGGACAUCGUGGCUGUCACUACGGGAAUUAUCUUACAAUGAUUUACAUGGUAACGUGCGCCUUGUACACAGUGAACACCAUUGGGCAGCUCUUCCUCGUGGAUUCUCUGCUGGGCAAUGACUUCCUGAGUCUUGGUCCAGAUUUUGUAAAAGGAGUGUCAACCAAUCAAAAGUGGGAAGACUUGAAGAGAUUUCCUCGUGUCACCUUUUGUGAUUUUAACAUUCGACAGCUUCAAAAUAUCCAAAGAUGGACCGUUCAGUGCUCUCUACCAAUCAACUUGUUUAACGAGAAGAUGUUCAUCAUUCUCUGGUUCCUACUGGUCAUCAUGUCCUUCGUUAACGCUGUCAAUUUUAUCUACAACUUCGCCAUGCUCUUUUUCCCGCGGCGGAAGAACGAGUACAUUAAGAGGUUCAUCGACGAAGACGUGUUGUCACCGGAACUGCGAAACAGCAGUAGACUUUCGGAUGUUCAGGUGAAGUUUGUGGACAAGUACUUGAGACAAGAUGGCGUCUUUCUCAUUUGGUUGAUUAAUCACAACACAAGUCCGGUUGUGGCGUCAGAAAUCGUAGCCAAGCUGUGGAAGGAUUAUUGUGACAAACCGCACGUGAGGACCUUCUUGUCCCUCAGUUCAGAUGCAUGAUUUUGUUUUUUCGUUUCACGUAUGCAUUUUGUGAUGAAACCGGAAAAUGUAAAGUGAGGUUGUUUGCCGAUAUUUGCCACUUCUCUACCGGAAGUGUUCGUCUGUAUGUAUUGUGAUAUAUUUUUUUUUUAUUUGUUUCGAUAUGGAAACGUUCAAGAGGAACAAUGUUCAGGAGAGUUCGCCCGACGGUUACUACAGGAGGUGAAGUUUUUAAACGACAUUGACAUGUUAUUUUCAUGUCAUGUUCCCUUGACAUGUCAUUUUGCAGAGAAAUUUAUUUUGUAGUUUGCGAGGACAAAUAUCGGAGGUGUUACGGAGUCGAACCCAGAUACAAACUUAAUGAAACAUAUUUUAUAAAACCAGUAAAACACCCCAUAAUUGAUCAAGUUUCUGAUCAUUUUAAAGGUCCCUGAGGACGAAGUUAAGCUUCUGGGAUUACACUGUCUAGAAAAUGGAUAAUCUUAAACAGUUUUUUUCUCGGGAUAAUCUUAGACUGAUAUUUCACCAAUGCUAUCCCCACCCCGGAAUUUUAUAUGUACUGACAGAGUUUAAUUUUUUGUUUGAAAUCGAAAAGUUUAAAAAUCCUUCAGCCAUGUAUUUAGUUAUUACAAUAAAUUUUCGAGCCGUAUAUUAAUCUGAAAAAAAAGUGUAUACAUGUAUGUAGAUAAUUCACUACGUGGUUAACCUGUUAGAGUACCGUGAACGACUUGUGUCGUAAUUAUCGGUAACUGUGAUGUUUAGCUGGGUAAUUCAAUGUUUAUAUCGUAUGUAUGUAUAUAUAUUGCUAAAAGGGAACUCCAUUGUGAUAAAUGUAUAGCAUAUUAUUUUGAUGAAAACAAUCGCGACCAUACCGACAGUGGCCCUCGCAGUUUUGUUUGAAACAUCUCGUCACGUGCGGUUAAUUGGUCCUUACACAGUAUACGCCUGAUCUGUUCUAGUUAACUACACACAUAAUAAUUCCUACCUUAUACUUUAUACCCGUGAUUUGUGUAAGAGUUAUCUCCUUGGAUAUAUUUGCCCCAUACACAUUACAUUUGUAUACAUUUGUACCUGUGAUUUUGUGUUAUACCUAUUUUUCAUAAGUAUCUAUGCUUUACACUUUAUACAUAUGAUUUGUGUUACUUCCCUUGAAGAUAUAUACUAACUUAUACAUUAAACCAAUGAUUUGUGUUUGAGUUAUCCCCCAUUGAACGUUUUUAUUAGCAUUAUCUAGUAAUUUUUAAAAGAUUUAACUGCUUGGUAUCAAUGCUGGUAUUUUGAUAAAAUGUAUCUUGGAAAUGUCUCAUCAAUUCAUCAACCAUCUCAACAUAACCAUUCGGUUCUUUAUGUGUCAUCAGUUAAGAUCUCUUUAUAAAACGAGAGCAUUGUUAAAGUAAGGUAACAUGCAUCCUUAAGUAAUAUUAAAUACAUUAAUAAACCUAUAGAAGAAGUGUAGUUUAUAUCAAGGACGCGCCAUAUUGGCAUGUAUGCAAUGCUUAUUUCAAGUUGUGUGGGCUUUUUGAUUGCUUUGUCCGUAUAAUGAAUUAGUGUCCGCCUUGUACAUAUACAAAUAAGAACAAAACAUUACGUCUUCCAUAAUCACUCAAAUACCAAUAUUGACUUGACAUUUUAUAUUGAAGCUUGGCGAUUACAAAUAUAUCAUUUUAUAUACAUUUAGCAUUCAGAUCAAACGUGUAUGUAUACAGUGUAGCUAUAACGCCAGCACUUCAGAUCACAAUAUGUCUCCAGGCCAGUUGUCGUGAAAGACAGAGCCAUUAGGUUCAGACUUCCCAGAAUUAAUGUUUUAUCGUACAUGUACAUUAGGUCUUGUUUCAUUUGUUUUAACAGCGAAAUAUUCAUAUCACGGAUUCUGUAAUUUUAAUAUGGGUUAUUUGUAAAAAGCUUCUCCUUAAUAUGUACACAAACGCUAUUUUUAUAUUCUAUACUUAAAAGACUUUCAUUCACAAAUUAUUUUAUUACGGGUUUUUUUAAUUUUAGUUGAAAAAAAAAUUGGAAAUAAAAUAGCAGCAUCUUUUUGGUAAAACAAUGUAUUUUAUUUAAAUCAACGCGGAAUUUAUGUUUACAUCUGAUCAAGUUAAAUAUAAAGUCUGAGGUUAUAUUAUUUCUAGAGAAAUUAAAGCCAUCGUUAUUAUUUGUUUCGGUUUCCGAUAAUAAACAGGUGCUUUUAACUGUAUGCUGAGUGGUAGAGCUGUAUUAGAAAAAUACUACCAUUAAAAUGAAAUGUACUAUAAUAAAGAAAAAAUCUUGUAA